CAUGCCGCGCCGCAUAUGGUCAAACCAAAACUGCAAUAUGAAUCGACGAGAAGCACUCUACUCUCAACAAAUGCUCUUUUUACAAACCGAUUUCCGUAGUAAAAACCCGUGGAAUAUACAAAAUCUACUUAUAUCCUGAGAUUAGGCUAUUCAAGGUACAAACUAGGCUGUAUUAGGUGCAAGAUGCCGCGUCGGAAAGUGAGGAAAAAGGGAGCGGCCCGAGGUGGAGACAGUAGUGAGGGAGAUACAGAGGAAACAGGCAGCAUCGUCAGCAGUCAUCUGUCCGAGCCAGAUAGCAUCUUAGAGGAAGAGCCCCAGCAGGGUGACAAUGUGGAUGAGACAGAUGCGCAAGACGUGCUUGAAGAGAAGAUAAAAGAACUCAUCGAUGGAACAACACAGAAGAGUGCAAAUGGACGCAAGGACUGCCUUGAAGGUCUCAAGAAGGCCCUGGCUCGUAAAGUCUUGACAGACUUCAUCGAGAAUCGGAAAGUCACCAUCUCAGACUGUGUGGAACGCUGCAUCAAGAAAGGAAAGAGCGAUGAGCAAGCGCUGGCUGCCAGCGUUGGUACUCUGCUCUUGAUCCAGCUGGGCGCCGGGGAUGACAGUGAAGGCAUCUUCAAUGACCUCCGACAUCUGCUGAAGACCACGCUGUUGGACAAGACGGCGGCCCCAAAAGGCCGAGCUAGUUGUGCCUUAUUUCUGGGUCUGGGUUGCUUCCUAGCUGCUGAAGACUAUGAGACUGUGAUGGAGUGCAUGACGGCCCUGGAGCACGUGUUCAGCUUGUCGUAUCUGAAGGGUGACGGCACAGCGCCCUCACACACCCCAGCCAUCGCAGCCCUCCACUGUGCGGCCUUGUCUGCGUGGACGCUACUGCUGUCCAUUGCACCGCCCUCUCGUGUUCCGCAACUUGUAGAUAGUCAUUUAGGUAAGCUUCCCAGUCUACUACACAGCGAUGACGUCAGUCUGAGAAUAGAGGCCGGGGAAUCUAUCGCCAUGUUCCAUGAGCUAGCCAGAGAGCAGAAUGAAGAUUUUGAUAUGGAGAACGUGGAGGAGUUGGUAGUCACCCUCCGAGGCCUGGCCACCGACAGCAACAAAUACCGGGCCAAGAAAGACAGAAGACAACAACGCUCCAGCUUCAGAGACAUCAUCAGAACCAUACAGGAGAACGAGAUCCCGCACGAGAUCAUCAAGUUCGGGCCCGAGAUCCUGGAGCUGGACGGCUGGGUCAAGAAGCGUCAGUACGUGGCCUUCCGUGAGGUGCUUGGGUCUGGUACCAACAUCCACCUGCAGGAGAACGUGCUACUCAGAGACAUCUUCGGCCUGGGAGCUCCUAUCAUCAUGUCUGGGCCUGGCGCUCCCAAGAAAGCCAACCGUUUUGAGAGGCAUCACUACAAUUCCCAAGCCUUCAAAGCCAGAACCAAAGUCCGAAGCAAACAGCGGGACAAGAGAACUGCGGUGCUAUAACCCCAAACUACUAAAAGUAGAUGAAUUUUAGGUUUAAAGAAAAAUAACGGUACUGCCCUCACCAUUGUCUAGCUCAUAGUCGGUAUGGCAUUGUAUAUUUUCAGGUAGUAGGAAUGUGUAAAUGAAAGUUAAGAUAAUUAUUUUUUUUUGUUAUUCAGAUUUUGCCCUUUUGGAAUAAAAUAUUUAAGGAUUUAAAAAAAAUAUAUAUUUGCUUGGAAAUUAAUUUGAAUUUGAAUUUAUGAAUUAGAUUUUGUUCUCUUCGGUUAAGCUGCUUGUGAAGGUAUCUGACAUUUGGAAGAUCAUCUCAAGUUGAAGUGUAAAUUGUUUGAUAGAAUACCCUAAGUAAAAACCUUAAAAAUUCAACCAAAAUCUAAGUAAAAAGCUUAUAUUUUUGCCCAUGUGUACACAUUCAUUUGGCACUAAAAAA
Molecule: messenger RNA, 1891 nt
Organism: Patiria miniata (bat star)
Lineage: Eukaryota; Metazoa; Echinodermata; Asteroidea; Valvatida; Asterinidae
Product: interferon-related developmental regulator 2-like
Exons: 11
Coding region: 184-1464 (426 amino acids)
Source: RefSeq, a predicted model, not a curated record